Messenger RNA from Fusarium vanettenii 77-13-4, 2217 nucleotides. RefSeq names its product glycosyltransferase family 4. NCBI's taxonomy places the organism in Eukaryota, Fungi, Ascomycota, Sordariomycetes, Hypocreales, Nectriaceae. The record is from RefSeq and is a predicted model, not a curated record. Gene Ontology annotation, molecular function: glycosyltransferase activity. Bases 121 to 2217 code for a protein of 698 amino acids. The transcript is spliced from 7 exons.
CGCUGAGUUCACUCGUCUCUCUUCCUGUCCCCAAGAGAGUCACCCCCCACGAGCCAUCACCAGUUCACUACCCCUCCCUCAUACCUGUUACCCCGCCAUUCGCUGCAGUCCGCCGCCAUCAUGACUUCCAAGCCUACUCGCAAGUUUUCCACGGGCGCCACGUCGCACCGCAAGAGGCAGAUGAGCCUUCUCGUCGAGAGGGAAGGCCCCGUCAGCGCUCCUCUUCAGACCUUCUACCUCGGUAUCUCUGCCGUCUUCGCCGAUGACCACACUGCUGUCAUUGCCCUCGCUAUCCAUGACACCGUCUACCUCAACGACUUCUCCAUCAAGCACAUCUCACUCGAUGAGGACAUGCGUGAGGGCCAGGACCUCAUCGCCGACCACAUCAUCUCCGAGGUCGAGACUUAUGAGCAUGAGAACUUUGUCAAGUUCAUCGGAGCUGGUCUCCCCGUCACGCUCAAGUACAUGAGCCCUUCUCUGUGCUCGCGUCUCUGGCUCGAGCUCGAUGUUGUCCCCGUCGUCCUUAGACCUGACCACGAGGCCAAGGAGAAGAACUUCUGGGAUGUCAAGCGUGUCGAUGAGCAGGCCGACUCUAUGGCCCGCAAGUGUAUCCUUAACUUCGGACCCUCGCUGGUUCCUCACCUCCAGGUUGGCUACCGAGGCAUUGUCCAGACUGACGCUGGCUUCCGUGUCCACCUCACCUCUCUCCAGAACCACAAGGACACUUGCUCUGCUGCCACCUGGGGUGCCAUGCAGUUCUACGCCAACCAGCUCCGUGAGAAGAAGACCAAGAUUGCCUUCUUCAGCGCCACUCCCCAGGGUGGCGGUGUCGCUCUCAUGCGUCAUGCCCUCGUCCGUCUCAGUCGUCUCCUAGGCGUCGACGUGACUUGGUAUGUUCCCAAGCCCCGACCUGGUGUUUUCCGAAUCACCAAGAACCAGCACAACAUCCUCCAGGGUGUCAGCCACCCUGACCAGCGAAUUUCGGACCCUGAGAAGGCCGCCAUCACCGACUGGAUCGAGGACAACGCCAACCGAUACUGGCUCUCUGAGGGUGGCCCCCUCCGCCCCCCUGAGGAGGGUGGUGCCGACAUCAUCUUUGUCGAUGACCCCCAGAUGCCCGGUCUCAUCCCCCUGAUCAAGAAGAUCACCCCCGACCGCCCCGUCCUCUACCGAUCUCACAUCCAGAUGCGAAGUGACCUCAUUGCCAUUGAGGGCUCUCCCCAGAACGACAUCUGGAACUACCUCUGGAGCAACAUCCGGGAGUCGGACAUGUUCAUCAGCCACCCCAUCCCCAAGUUUGUUCCCCACAACGUUCCCAAGGAGAAGGUCGUCUACCUCCCCGCUACCACCGACUGGAUCGACGGUCUCAACAAGCCCAUGAACAAGUGGGACACUGGCUACUACGCCCACAUCUACAACCAGCAGUGCCUGACCCAGCGAAUGACUCCUCUUGCCUGGCCCACUCGCAAGUACAUCGCCCAGGUUGCUCGAUUCGACCCUGCCAAGGGUAUCCCCACCGUUAUCGACUCUUACGCCGAAUUCCGCCGCCGCUGCGACGAUGCUGGCAUCACCGACAUUCCUCAGCUCGCUGUCUGCGGCAACGGCUCCAUUGAUGACCCCGAUGGUGCCAUCAUCUUUGACCAGACCAUGACCCAGCUGGAGGACCACUACCCCCACCUGAUCGAGGAUGUCAGUGUCAUUCGCCUGGAUGCCAACGAUCAGCUCCUCAACAUGGUCAUCGCCAACGCCCAUGUCAUUCUCCAGCUCUCCACCCGCGAGGGUUUCGAGAUCAAGGUCUCCGAGGCUCUCCACGCCGGUGUCCCCGUCAUUGUCUCCAACGAAGGUGGUAUUCCUCUCCAGGUCAAGGACAAGGUCAACGGUUACCUCGUCACCCCCGGCGACUACAAGACUGUUGCCGGUCACCUUAUCGACCUCUUCACCGACAAGGACCUUCACGCCAAGAUGUCCCACGAGGCCAAGACUGGUGUCAGCGACGAGGUCGGCACUGUUGGCAACGCCCUCGGCUGGUUCUACCUCGCUGCCAAGUGGUCUGAGCUGGGCACCAAGCCCGGUCUGCGCGGCGAUGAGAAAUGGGUUAACGAUAUGGCCCGUGAGGAAGCCGGCUUCCCUUACGCCGAGGGCGAGAACCGUCUUCCUCGCCACUACACUCAGCGCAAGCCUGAGGAUGAAGGCGAGAAGGAGGAGGCUGAAGAAUAA